GAGGCCGAACAAUAUCGUGAAGAUGAUGAGAAACAACGCGAAAGGAUUUCUGCUCGUAACAGCCUGGAAGCAUAUGUAUUCAGUGUGAAACAAGCAAUCGACCAAGCUGGUGACAAAUUGAGCGACGAUGAUAAAUCAAAGGCACGUAAUUGCUGCGAGGAAGCCAUCAAAUGGAUUGAUAGCAACGGAUUGGCCGAUAAAGAUGAAUUUGAACACAAAAUGCAAGAAGUCAGCCAGAUUUGCUCGCCAAUCACGACGAAGAUCCACACUGGUGGAGCGGGAAGUGGACCAAGCAGCUGCGGCCAACAAACUAGAAACAACUCCAACAGUCAUCGUGGUCCAAAAAUUGAGGAAGUCGAUUAAAUCCAUAAGAACAUAUAGCGAAUAAGUAAAUAAUCAGUAUCACAAGCAAAAAGUAAUAAAAUAAGAAAAUUUAUUUUUAGAUCUCAGAUUAAAAUGUAAUUAGAAUUAAGAAGAAUAAAAUAAAAAUAUCAAAUCUGUUGAGUUGAG
Messenger RNA from Sitodiplosis mosellana (orange wheat blossom midge), 510 nucleotides. Its product is annotated as heat shock protein 70 B2-like. The record is from RefSeq and is a predicted model, not a curated record. The annotation marks the transcript as partial. The transcript has a single exon. Gene Ontology annotation, molecular function: ATP binding; ATP-dependent protein folding chaperone. NCBI's taxonomy places the organism in Eukaryota, Metazoa, Arthropoda, Insecta, Diptera, Cecidomyiidae.